CAUAACUAGCCAUUCACGAGUCUACACACACAUGUGUAAACGUGUAUAAGAUGGGAACUGUACUGAAAGAAAGAAAUUUUUGUCACACAGCAAGAAAAUAUCUACAAGAAUAUAAUAAUUCUACGAGCAUUCAUGGUCUUCAUUAUUUGACGGAGGAAAGAUCGCUUACCGAAAAAAUUGUGUGGAGUAUAAUUUUGUUAAUUUCUUUGUCUGGAUGUGUUUACAUGAUUUCUGGUAUUGCAAGGAAAUACCAAAUUACUCCAGUAGUGGUGAAUAUUGCCUCGGAAGACACCCCGCUGUACGAGAUCCCAUUUCCAGCUAUUACAAUUUGUCCAGAAGCUAAAUUUUCUUCGAAUGUAUUUAAUUAUACGGAUUUUUACUUUAAACUGUCAGCACUGGAUAAAGACGCAACAGAGAAUUUAGCCGAGUUACGCAAUUUUACUUAUUUGAGUUUGUUGUGUGAUGAUCCAUGGAAACAGGGAAACAAAACAGUGGAAGAAGAUUUUUUUAAAGUCAUUACAGAGUUGGCGCCUAGCUUUGAGCUAGACUGCACUAUGAACGAAACCUAUUUUAAGGCUCGAGACGUCUUCACUCCAGUUCUAAUCGAUCAAGGAAUAUGUUACUCUUAUAACAUGCUAGACCGAUCACAUAUAUUCAGAGAUAAUGUGGUACACCACUCAAACUUCUAUAACGUCAGACAAAAGUCUCAUGAUUAUGAUUUUGAUGCCGGAUGGGGUUAUAGUAAAGAAGCAGAAAUGGAAACUUAUCCCAGACGUGCACUAAUGUCUGGUGCGGACAAUUCCUUUGACAUUUACUUAAAGUACAAUUCCAAUGACACUGACUACAUUUGUAACGCCUUCCACCAAGGAUACAGGAUAUUAAUACAUAGUCCAUGGGAUGUACCACAUUUAUCAAGUUAUUAUUUCAGAGUCCCACUUGAUAAAGCUGUACUUGCAGCUGUGGAUCCUGAAUUAAUAAUUACUUCUGAGGAAGUGCAAAAGUUUCAUUCAGAUAAACGAAAAUGUUACAUGAUAGAUGAAAGGCCUUUGAAAUAUUUUAAAAUAUACACCGAAUCCAACUGUUUUUUUGAAUGUUUGACAAAUUAUACCUUGGAAAAAUGUGGAUGUGUACAGUAUUUUAUGCCAAGAAAUAAGUCAACUCCUGUUUGUGGAACAGGUAGUUAUGAUUGUACAACAACCGCUGAAAAUGAAUUAAAAAUGAAAGACAUACGAACAAAAAUAUCAGGAAAAACUUAUUGCAAUUGUAAACCGCAAUGUACUGCCUUAAGGUAUCACGUUGAAAAUUCACACAGCGACUUCUAUUGGAGAAAUUAUUUUAAAGUGUACAAGCAUUAUAAUGCGGAAGAUUCAGAGGACUUUGGAGAAGAGACACACUGGUCUGUUUUAUCUAUAUAUUUAAAAUCAGAAGAGAUUAUAACGUUAGAGAGACGUGAACUCUAUGGAAUAUCAGAUUUCGUCGCAAACUUCGGAGGACUUCUUGGAUUGUUUACAGGAUUUUCUCUGAUAUCACUAAUUGAAAUGAUUUACUUUUUGACACUUAGAAUUUGUUGUAAUCAAAGGUUGUCUGGACAUUGGUCAGGUCGAUAAAGUAUUAAAUCAAUAUCGCUGUAACACAGAAUUUGUUGUAAUCAAAGGUUGU
This is a messenger RNA of Zophobas morio, 1659 nucleotides long. Its product is annotated as pickpocket protein 28-like. Lineage: Eukaryota; Metazoa; Arthropoda; Insecta; Coleoptera; Tenebrionidae. The transcript is spliced from 9 exons. Gene Ontology annotation, molecular function: ligand-gated sodium channel activity. The record is from RefSeq and is a predicted model, not a curated record. Bases 51 to 1607 code for a protein of 518 amino acids. Gene Ontology annotation, biological process: sodium ion transmembrane transport. Gene Ontology annotation, cellular component: plasma membrane.